AUGCUUGCCCGCUUCACUCGCCCCGCAGCAGCCUCUCUCCGCCGCACUUUGACCACCGCGUCAAAGCCUCGUGAACGCGUUCGUAUCGUCGAAGUAGGACCUCGAGAUGGGCUGCAAAAUGAGAAGGGUGUCAUCCCACCCAGCAUGAAGGCCGAGCUUAUCAACCGUCUCACCGCUGCGGGGACGGAGAUAAUCGAAGCGGGAAGCUUCGUGAGCCCCAAGUGGGUCCCGCAGAUGGCAGGAACAGCGGAAGUUCUCAAGAUGAUGGACCGGAAACCCGACCUGUACUACCCUGUUCUCGUCCCGAACAUGAAGGGUCUCGAACUUCUCCUCGAUCUCCUCGCCAAGCAGCCCAAGGACGAAGUGCCUCUUGCGAAUGAAGUAGCCGUCUUCACCGCUGCAACAGACGCGUUCUGUAAGGCGAACACAAACUGUACGAUCGCCGAAUCGCUGGAGAGGUUGAAGCCUGUUGCGGAGAAAGCUUUGGAUGCAGGUCUCAGGGUGCGAGGAUACGUGAGCGUCGUAAUUGACUGCCCAUACUCCGGGCAUGUCGACCCGGCCGCCGUGAAGCCCGUAACACAAGCUUUGUUCGACAUGGGCUGCUACGAAGUCAGUCUUGGCGACACAGUGGGGACCGGCAACCCCACCACGGUCAACGAACUACUUCACACAAUGCUUGACAAGACGGGAAUACCCCCGGAGAAGCUAGCUGGCCACUUCCAUGACACGUACGGGAUGGCCGUGGCAAACAUCUUUACCGCACUUGACCACGGGCUCCGCACGUUCGACUCGUCUGUGGGUGGCUUGGGUGGUUGCCCCUACUCGCCGGGCGCGACGGGCAACGUUGCCACCGAAGACGUCCUGUAUGCCCUUCGCGGAACGCGCUUCGACGUUCCAGGUAAUUUGGAAGCUCUCGCCGAAGUCGGAUCUUGGAUCUCCAAGGCUCUAAACAAGCCCAAUGCUAGUCGGGUUGGCAAAGCGUUGGAAGCGAGGCGCGAGCGGGAGGGGGUUAUGAAAGCCAAGUUGUAG
Epithele typhae is the source of this 1029-nucleotide messenger RNA. Its product is annotated as aldolase. The transcript has 4 exons. The coding region runs from base 1 to 1029 and encodes 342 amino acids. NCBI's taxonomy places the organism in Eukaryota, Fungi, Basidiomycota, Agaricomycetes, Polyporales, Epitheliaceae. The record is from RefSeq and is a predicted model, not a curated record. Gene Ontology annotation, molecular function: hydroxymethylglutaryl-CoA lyase activity. Gene Ontology annotation, biological process: ketone body biosynthetic process; L-leucine catabolic process.